Messenger RNA from Ipomoea nil (Japanese morning glory), 849 nucleotides. RefSeq lists its product as uncharacterized. Gene Ontology annotation, molecular function: DNA binding. The transcript has 5 exons. Bases 1 to 849 code for a protein of 282 amino acids. Lineage: Eukaryota; Viridiplantae; Streptophyta; Magnoliopsida; Solanales; Convolvulaceae. The record is from RefSeq and is a predicted model, not a curated record.
AUGGAGCUUGGCAGUGGAUCCAACAAAAUGGAGGUCCAAAACAAGAAGAGAAAAUCCAGAAGCAAUAAUAAAUUGGAGUUUCUUGGAUGGGGUUCAAAGCCAUUGAUAGAAUUUCUCAAUUCAAUUGGCAUAAAAUCCAAGCAGUAUUCUCAAGAAGAUGUUGAGGCCAUAGUGAAAAAGUAUGUGACUUCUAACGACCUCAUGGAUCCAAGAAAGAAGAGAAAAAUUCUCUGUGAUGAAAAACUCGAGAAGCUGUUUAAGAAGAAAACAGUUUCAAGAAGUAGUGUUUAUCAUUUGCUGGAGGUGCACUUCAGAGAGAACCAUGAUGAUGAUGAUGUUGUUGAGGCUCAAGUUAUUCCAAAAAGCUGUUUUGCAGCAAUAAAUGCACAGAAUAUUAAACUCAUAUUCUUGAGGUUGGGAUUUGUUAAGGGCCUUUUGAAAGAAAACCCAGAAACCUUUGAAGAUAACAUGGUGGGUAGUAUAGUUAGAAUCUCUAAACUGGAUUCUAACACAAUGAAACGUUCAUUCCAUCUUCACCAAGUAACAGGUGUAAGCCAAUCUUCAGGAGAACCGUACCUUCGGCUCUCGAAUGUGGAAGCAGAAGUUCAAAUCUCUGAGCUAUCAGAUAGAUACUUCACAGAGGAAGAAUUAGAGGAGUUUCAUAAACAAAUGAAAGCUAGCCGGCACAAAAGGCUUACUGUUGAGGAGUUUGAAUCCAAAGCCCAAUCUCUGCACAGAUUUCUUACUAAGAAUUGGAUUGAUAGAGAAUUGGAGUCGUUAAAACAACGCAUUGAUCUUGCAAAUGAAAAGGGACGGAGGGCAGAAUAUCCUUUAUAUUUACUUUACUGA